This is a messenger RNA of Alternaria hordeiaustralica, 519 nucleotides long. RefSeq lists its product as uncharacterized. Lineage: Eukaryota; Fungi; Ascomycota; Dothideomycetes; Pleosporales; Pleosporaceae. The transcript is spliced from 2 exons. The record is from RefSeq and is a predicted model, not a curated record. The coding region runs from base 1 to 519 and encodes 172 amino acids.
AUGAGCCACCCAACACACCCAGCCACAGUGCACUUCCCCAUCACCACCACCUUUCUCACAGGUGCUCUGGAUGCAGUCUACUUCCUCUCCAAGUAUGCGCCGACCUCCGGCGCCGUGGCCUCAACCUUCAAGACCUUCGACAUCGCCAUAGACCCGUCCAUCUUCCCCCUUCUCUCGUACUAUACCACGCUCCUCACGCUCCUCUUCUCCGCCCCGGCGGUCGCGACCGGAAUGUACGAGUUCAUACCACUAGUCAAGCGCGACGGCUUGAAGUCGAAGAAGGCACAGGUCGGCGCGUUGCACGCUGUUAUCAACGAUGUGACGGUGCUGGGUGCGGCGUUCAACUGGUGGACGCGCAGAAGCAACCCCGGCAUGAUGCCGAGCGAUACCAACAUUCUGAUUAGCAGUGUCAUUGCGCUGCCGGCGACCAUGUUCGCGGCGUAUCUCGGUGGUAGCUUGGUGUAUGUGUAUGGUAUGGGGUUUAGGGGUGGGCAAGCGAAGGCAAAGAAGGCGCAGUGA